CAAAUAAAAGAGCGAAUGAAUAUGGUUGGUGAUAGUCUGCACUAGAAUUCGCUACCUCGGGUUACGGAGUUAAGGUAGAAUCCUUGCUUUAUCUGAUUUAAAGGCAUACACGUCUUCCCUCCCUACGCUAGCCAAAUCUUAAGAAAGCUCUUCGCUUUCAAUACGUCUUCCUCCAACGUCUUUCCAGUCUCAGAUCGAGCCAUAACCGACCUGCAACCCCAGAAGCCACGCAUAGAAACGUCACCAAGCCAAACCAGAGCUAUCAAGAUGUCAAGCCGUACUGCUAUUCCUUCGCGCAUCCCCAGCCUUGGUCAGGUCCUCAUUGUGCUUGUUUCCCUGACCACAAGUGUUGGCGCCUUCCUCGCCGACUGGAAUGACACGCACAUCUAUCACCCUCAGUGGCUUCCUCACGCCAAGUUCCAUAACGGGCAAACAAUGUCAAUGGGACUACUCCUUGGCCUUGCAACACUAUGGUACGCUUUCGUCCCAGGAAGACUGCCAUCAAAGAGUGGUCUCUCAGCCGAGGCAUGGACUAACGUGCGCCGUUCGGCGGCGCUGGAGCGACUGCACACUACAAUACUGCUGGGAACCCUAUACUGGGUGACGCAGGCGAGUGCACACUUUUACCCCGGUGUGGCCGCAUUCGAUCCUGUGCCCGGUCGCGAGCACGAGGUACACGACCCACUCCUGCAGGCCAAGAUAGAGGUCGUUAUGCUUGGUAUGCUGUUAGCGACGUGGUGGCUAGAGAAGAAGCGGAUUCUAUCAGAGCUCGUAUGAUAAAGAGGGGAUUUUAGAAAGAGCUUGGAUGGCGGAAGGUUUUUGAGGAGUUGUGCACCUUGUGGUUUGCGAAUCUGUGUAUUUGGCAGCAGGUUGAAGCAAGCUACAACAGGUAUACGUGUAUGGCAACAUAUCGACGGGAAAAAACGAGUCGUGUCUGUAAAGCUGGGGUGGGAGAGAUCACAACCUGCUACCGUCCGUAUGCCUCCGCUAUGGCCUGAGAGAUGGUCAUGAACACGAGAAAUUAUUAGCGCAGCAUGAUUGAAACUUUGCUAAGAGCUCUCAAAAUGUCAGA
Boeremia exigua is the source of this 1072-nucleotide messenger RNA. RefSeq lists its product as uncharacterized. The coding region runs from base 268 to 777 and encodes 169 amino acids. Lineage: Eukaryota; Fungi; Ascomycota; Dothideomycetes; Pleosporales; Didymellaceae. The transcript has a single exon. The record is from RefSeq and is a predicted model, not a curated record.